CCUGCGCGGCCGGAGGACGCUAACGGAAGCCCACGGCGCUCGGCGAGCCGGGUGGGCUCUAGGACUCGGCGCGGCGAGCGGAGUGCGGGGACGCGGAGGUGGCACAACAGAAGUUGCCUAAUUGAAGAAAUAUUAUCAAUGAUUAUACUUUACAUUGGAAGUAGAACCUGGCUGGAGACAAGCUGUACUUAAAGAAGUUUUGAUGACAGAAAAAAGGCAGACCUACAGUGUAAAGGAAGCAAUGGAGCAACUCAUAGGACCUGAUGGACAAAAAUGGACUGAUAUGGACCCAGAAGAACGAAUGUUAGCAGCUGCUACAGCUUUUACCAAUAUCUGUGCAGGGCAGGGUGAGGGAGAUAUUGGGAGAGAUGCCCAGUCUAUCCAGUAUGAUCCUUACAGUAAAGCUUCAGUAACUUCAGGAAAGAGACCUGCUUUUCCUGUGCAAUCACAGUACCAACACACAGAAAGUGAGGUCACUUCAGACACAGUUUCAGAGGCCUCUCAAAGGCUCCGAAAGCCAGUGAUGAAGAGAAAGGUGCUACGUAGAAAACCAGGAGGGGAGGUCCAAGUGACAGAUGAGUCGAUUGUCAGUGAAACAGAAAGUGAUUCUGUGCCAGCCAGCAGCAUAGAAAGUGAUCUGAAUCUCUGGGACUUAAGACAAAGGUUGAUGAAUCUGCAAUUUCAAGAAGACAGGGAAUCUGAAGAUAGUACUUCACAACAACUUAAUCUACCAGAUGAAGAUGAAGGAAUUACCCAGGAACAGUUGCUUUGCUAUUUACAAAGAGCGGGAAUGAGCCCACCAGUUUAUGAACAAGACCUGAUGGUUGCCAGCAGACCUAAGUCUUUUAUUCUCCCAAAGCUAGACCAGUUAAGUCGAAACCGGAGCAAGAUAGACCGGGUAGCCCGAUAUUUUGAGUACAAAAGGGACUGGGACACAAUGCGGUUGCCUGGUGAAGAUCAAAGGAAGGAGCUACGCUGGGGUGUCAGAGAACAGAUGCUUUCCAGAACGGAACCUCAGUCCAAGCCUCAACACGUAUAUGUUCCAAACAACUACUUAGUGCCAACUGAGAAGAAAAGAUCUGCACUUCGUUGGGGUGUGCGUUGUGAUCUUGCAAAUGGUGUUAUACCUAAGAAGCUUCCCUUCCCUCUUUUUCCUUCUUAAGUCUUUUUUACCUGUCUCUCCGUCUACAGGAUUGAGUAGGAUAGCCUGGUUCUUAAUAUCUCUUAAAUUGAAAACAACAAAAAACACAGAAUUUUACAUACUGGUCUUUCUUAGCUGUAUUAUCACAUAGAUAUGAGACAUCACUCAGUUUCUGAAUUUCCAUUCUUAAAUACAGCAAUUGCAAGAGAAUCAUGCCAGAGAAAGAAAAGCUUCCCUGGUCUUUGUAUUCUGUCUAGUUCAUAAGUACAAUUUCUAUUGAUAACCUUUUUACCAUGGGCCAAUGAGAACUGCUUUUCAGUGUGUUUUUACAGUUGGUGAGCAAUGAGCUCAUCUAUUAAAGAAUUUUAGAAGUUAA
Molecule: messenger RNA, 1517 nt
Organism: Dipodomys spectabilis (banner-tailed kangaroo rat)
Lineage: Eukaryota; Metazoa; Chordata; Mammalia; Rodentia; Heteromyidae
Gene: Hyls1
Product: HYLS1 centriolar and ciliogenesis associated
Exons: 3
Coding region: 203-1162 (319 amino acids)
Biological process (GO): cilium assembly
Cellular component (GO): centriole; non-motile cilium
Source: RefSeq, a predicted model, not a curated record